AUGUGCAGCGCAGCACGCGGUGUUCGUCGUCACGGCUCGCCGGUGAUCAUAGCGUGGGCGAUCCUGUUCUUCUCCAUUGCGUCGUUGUCCUUGUCGGAGGCGCAGCUGCAGGUCGGAUACUACAACUAUACUUGCCCCAGGGCGGAGGACCUCGUCCGCAACGUCGUCCGCGCCGCCAUCCUCCGCGACCCCGGCAAUGGCCCCGGCCUCGUCCGUCUCUUCUUCCACGACUGCUUCUAUUCACUGAUGCUCCAGCGCUAUGAGCAGGAACCCUGCAACUGCUCACUGAGAUUCAAGGUCAGAGGCCCGUUGAUAUUCGCCAGCCGCGGCGCCGCCGCCGCCGACGAACGCAUCGCCUUCUUCAGCGGCGGCGGCGGCGACAACACCUCAACAGGUAAAUGCCCGGAUACACUAGUCCGCUCGAUCAGCAACGUGUCUACGAGGGAUUCUGCGAACGACGAGCAUGUUGCAAAGGAAUUUGUUGGGCGCCAUAGAAACCUUUUCAAUGCCACAAACAUAUGCAUCUCUAGCGGGCCUCCAAACUUGCUUUUCACCGUGGCAACAAAAAUACUACACUGGUAA
Molecule: messenger RNA, 582 nt
Organism: Oryza sativa Japonica Group (Japanese rice)
Lineage: Eukaryota; Viridiplantae; Streptophyta; Magnoliopsida; Poales; Poaceae
Source: RefSeq, a predicted model, not a curated record